AUGGGUAAAUACUUUCCCCGGCCAUUAAGGGAUCAAAAGGAGGUAGAAUUUCUCCAACUCACACAAGGGAAUUCGCCACUUGGGGAGUACAAAAGAAAAUUUAAACGGCUUUCUAGAUACGCUCCACACAUGGUAAACACUGAGCUGACGAAGGCUAAAAGGUUUGAGAUGGGGUUGAGGCCAGAGAUUAAGGAAAUCAUGGCAGCCCAACAGUAUACUACUUAUGCGAAAGUUUUACGUCGAGCACAAGCAAUUUCUAAUGGUUUAGGAUUGGAAAAGAAACCUCAACCCAACACCAAGACUUCUAUAAAAAGAAAGUGGCAAGGUUACAACAAAGAGAAAUGUAGGAAUCAGAAUAAGAAAGUAAAGAUUUGGUUAAGUUCAAACAAAACUUUUCCUCAAUGCUCCAAAUGCAACAAGCGACACUUGGGAGAAUGUCUUCAAGGAAAGGGAUUAUGCUACAUUUGUGGUAAAAGUGGCCAUUUCCUUGGAGAAUGUCCAGAGAAGAAGAAAGAAGGUGACCAUCUUAAGAAGGGAAAGGCCAGAGUAUUUGCUUUGAUGGGAGAAAAUGAGGAUCGGAACACAGACGUAAUAACAGGUAUGUUACCAGUAUUCGACAUACCUGCUAUUGUUCUUAUGGAUUCUGGAUCGACUCAUUCAUUUAUUUCUACAAUUUUUAUGGAUAAGAUUGGAAGUAAAUGCGUAGAAACAAAUAACAUUCUAGAAGUUAGUACACCCUCGGGCGAAGUCAUUAAUACUGAUCAAAUGAUUAAAUGUGUUAAGUUAGAGAUUGAAGGAAAAGUACUAAAGAAACUAUGCAACUAUCAUAUGCCAUAA
This is a messenger RNA of Olea europaea var. sylvestris, 837 nucleotides long. RefSeq lists its product as uncharacterized. Gene Ontology annotation, molecular function: zinc ion binding; nucleic acid binding. Bases 1 to 837 code for a protein of 278 amino acids. Lineage: Eukaryota; Viridiplantae; Streptophyta; Magnoliopsida; Lamiales; Oleaceae. The record is from RefSeq and is a predicted model, not a curated record. The transcript is spliced from 2 exons.